Molecule: messenger RNA, 4141 nt
Organism: Alternaria alternata
Lineage: Eukaryota; Fungi; Ascomycota; Dothideomycetes; Pleosporales; Pleosporaceae
Exons: 3
Coding region: 1-4053 (1350 amino acids)
Source: RefSeq, a predicted model, not a curated record
AUGGCAACAGCACAUGCGAUUAUUGCAGGCUCUCAACUUUCGAGCAAACCUGACAUUCCACUUCAUCAACUCAAUCAAGAAUUUCCCGUUAUUGCCCCAGAUGAUAAAGACGAUUCUGACUAUAGCAAUUUCGGUGUUGAGGACGUCGAUAGCGAAAAAGAAAUCAGUGACGACGAAGAACAAGAAGAAGUCAGUGAAGACGAGGAGACUUCAGAUGAAGCUGAAGAAGAUAGCGAUUUUAAUGACAUAGUUGAUAGCGAAGCUGAAAGUACAGAUGACGGCGAAGAUGAGUCGUUGGAUGGGAGUACUGCCGAGGAGAGCGAUCAUGACCAUGCUUCAGACAACGGGGUUUCUGAGGACGACAGCGAAGCCGACAAGAAGGCAGCUAGACGGAAGGUACGAGAAGCAGGUUCGAAUCAGAAAGUUCCCAUUGAAAUGAACAGAGACCCGGCUACUGUUCAGGUUCUUCUAAAAUCCACACAAGCUUCUCAAGUGAUUGUUCGAUCGCAGCAGCGACGCGACGUGCCGGCGAGACAGCAAUUCAAUGAACAACAACGCAUGCAAUCGAUACAGCAACUUCGAGGUCAGGGGGGAAUUCCUCCAGAUCUGGUGAGUACACAAGUAGAGGACGAGGAAGAAGAAGAGGAAUAUGGCGAUGGAGUGAUAGAAGAACUUGAGGAAGAAGAGGGCACUGAUGAAGACGAUGUAGGUUUAGGACAACCAUUUCAUGCACAGGUAGAUGGGGUAGCACCUCAGAUGCAAGUCCAUGCGCGAAACGAAGCAUUUAGCUGGCAACGUCAGCAGCAGAUGCAAGCUGUGCCAGCACAUAGAGCUUUAGAAGAAAGACUGGUGGACGAAGAAGAGGAUGCUGAAGACAUAGUACAAGAAGAAGAGCAAGACCAGGUACAGCAUCUUCAUGUCCAAGCACAAAGGCAGACAAUGGCUCGGGAGCGUCAUGAACAGAUACAUGCUGCUAUGCGAAAGGAGACUUUAGGACAAGAGCAGAUACAGGAGGAAGCCGAAGAAGAAGCAGGACUAGCUGCAGAGCAAGAAGCAGCAGAAACUGCCGCCUAUGUGACUUCGCAGAAGCACGGCAAAUAUAAGAAACGCCAACAAGCACUUCAGAUGGAGCAGACAAUGCAGAAGAAGGCGGAUGACGAACUCGCUGCCAUAGAGGCGGAAGAGCUAGCCGCACAGGAAGCUGAAGAGAUCGAGCUACAGCAACAGGCCCAGCAGGAACAGCAACAGCUGCAAGAACAACAAGAAUCACAAGACGUUGCCGACAAAUCAAACCAGAAAAGGGCUAGAAGAGGGCAGCGCGAUAUAGACAACGAAGCUAAGAAGGAGAAGAGAGCGAACGAUCUGGAGAUGAAGACGACCCAGGCAGAAGAAAGGCGGGAUCGGGAGGCUGAAGAAGCCACUCAGCGGCAACAGCAACAAGAGAUAGAUCGAGAAGCUCGCAAAACAGAAAGAGAACUCCAGUCAGCUGAUAAAAUCGAACGGGCACGGGAGAAAGCGGAUCGCAAAGCCAUGGAGGCAACUCAGUGUCUCGAAGAGCGGGCUAUGACACAGGAAGCUAGAAAGGCUGAACAGGAAACAAACAUGCAAAGCCGAUUGAGUGAGAGGCAACACAAGAUAGACCAGAAGGCUGCUGAAGCCGCGUAUCGUCUAGAGGAACGUGCUAUGCAACGGGAAGACAAGGUGCAGCAACAUCAAAGAGACUUAGACGAUAAUAGGGCUAGACGAGAAACUGAAGCUGAAGAUAAGAGGCUUAGGAAGGAGGCCGAGGAAGAGAAUAGAGCAUCCAAGAAAGAGGCUGACCGUGAGAGAAAGAUACAACAACAAGAGGACAAGCAGCGUAUGAGGGAAGAGGAAGAGGAACGACAUAUAGAGACCAGCAGUACCAUGGAUAGGCCACAGAGAGGCACAGCUCGACAAUCCCAUACAGCCACCGAAGAGAUUCGCGAUAUCCCAGUACCCCAAACUUACGAUACAGCAUGUAGAGACCAGAAUCGACAAGCGUAUGGUGAGGAAGGCAGUUUUCAAGAAGACCAAUGGGAUGAGAAUCGAAGACAGCAUCUAGAGGGACACCCAGGCGUGCCACACACUGGCGCUGUACGUCAUGAUCAUCGAGGCGAGCGUUGUUCAGGCCAUGGUCAGCAAAGACAUCGGCACGAGCAGAAUGGCAUGCAUGUCAACCUCACACCGGAGCAACAUGCAAAGGCGGAGCGAGAAGCACAGGAAGCAAAUCUCAUAGCAAAGAAAAAGGCAGAGAGGAAGUUGAAAAGAGAAACUAAGAAAGCCAAGACUAAGCAAAAUUCCAAUAGUUUCAAUGGUCAAGGUAAAGUUGACAAGGAUGGAAAAGGUGGAGUUCAAAGCACUACCCAACUACAAUCUGGUACAGAUCAAACCUUGGUUUUGGAGAAGAGAGCCAAUAGAAAAUUGGCAAAGUCAGACAUGAAAGCAGCAAAGAAAGAUGCCAAUAUCCGACAACGGGUGGCCGGAAUGGGAAAAGACAGCGUAGAUAGCGAGCAGAAAGGCGAGAUGGAGCUACCCACGAGUAUGGAGGGAGAAGUAGAGAAAAAGCGAGUUGAGAGGAAAGCAGUGAAGCAGGACAAGAAGGCAGCGAAAAAGGAUGCUGACGCCUGGAAACAGGCUACUGAGUCGGGUGUCAAAAAUGGCAGUGCGGUUACAGACCAGACAGAUGCCAAUGGUCAAAAGGAGAAGCGGAACGAAGGAGACGGUGCAAAACCCAACCAGGAGAGCUUCGUAGAACAAGACAGGGACACAGAGAACUUAGGGGGAUCACCGAAGGGAGUUAUCAUAGCGAAAAAGAGGGCCGAGAGAAAAGCCACGAAAGACGGAAAGGGCGCUGAGCACAAGGAGAGUAAGACUGGAGAUUUCGAGUCAGACGGCAAAGACGAUAUGGCUUCAGAACCCAAAGCCGCUAAGGAAGAGGCUUACGAACAUAAGAAGGAGGUGAAUGCAACGAAAGUUGAAGUUAAGAGAACAGCUUUGGAGUUGAGAUUGGUGCACAAGACUGAGAAAGCUAACACGAAGGAGGCUGAGGAGGCUGAUAAGAAAGAACUCCCGAAUGCUAAAGGGUCUCCGAACGACAAAGAUGCAAAGUAUGCUGGAAAGUCUGAGAAGACUAGCCCCACAGAAGCCAAUAAGGAGGCUAAGAAGGCGGAGAAGACACGGCAGAAGCUUGAAGCAAAGGUACUAGCAUCAGAUAAGAAGGCAAUAGACAAGGAGGAAAAGCUAAGGCAGAAGUCUACUGCAAAGCACGAUACUGCUGGCACCAAAGAUACUGACAAGGAGGAGAAGCGGAAACAAAAGCUGGCAGCAAAAGAAGCUGUUGAAGAUGAGAAUCGGAGGCUAAAACUAACAGCAAAAGAUGCGGCCAAAAUAGAGAAACUAGAGCGGAAGAUUGCGGAAAAGGAAGAGAAGUCGAAACUCAGAGCUGCAGCCAAAGAGGUCUCCAAAGAGGAGAAGCUCAAGCAGACAAUCGCCGAGAAAGAAGAACGAAGGAGACAGAAGCUAGCAGCCAAGGAAGCUGAUAAAGAAGAGAAACUCAGGCAGAAGACCGCCGCCAAAGAAGAAGCGACUGGAAGAAAAGAGCACGACAAGGAAGAGAAGCUUAAACAAAAAGAGGCCGCCCACGACCAAGCUGUCUACCAGAAGGAACUAGAUAAGGCUGCAAAGGCCGAGAAGAAGGAACAAGACAGAGUUCUCAAAGCUCAGCAGAAGGAGAGGGACCAGAUCGCAAAGGCUGAGCAGAAACAGAAAGACCAGGCUGCUAAGGCGCAACAGAAGGAAAGAGACAAAGCAGACGCGCAGCUGAGAAAGCAAAAAGAGAUGAUGGUUGCAGCGCAGAGGAAGGAAGAGGAGAAAAUUGCAAAGCAGAGAGAACGUGACAGAGAGCAAGGAAUGGCAUAUCAGAGGAAAGAGGCCGGGAAGAGUGCCGCAGAGAGUGCUCUGAGACCGACAGCAGCUUCGAGACCUAAAGCGGCGGCACCAAGAAAGGCUGCUCCUGCGAGGAGGCGGAGGUAAAUUUGGGGGCGAGAUCUUUGGUAGGUAUCGUAGAGAUAAUGUGUUGGUAUAUGGAACCGCCCGUGAUAUAACCGCGGUUUGUUGCAUG